Messenger RNA from Alnus glutinosa, 1133 nucleotides. Its product is annotated as hevamine-A-like. Gene Ontology annotation, molecular function: chitinase activity. Gene Ontology annotation, biological process: carbohydrate metabolic process. Bases 40 to 942 code for a protein of 300 amino acids. Lineage: Eukaryota; Viridiplantae; Streptophyta; Magnoliopsida; Fagales; Betulaceae. The record is from RefSeq and is a predicted model, not a curated record. The transcript has a single exon. Gene Ontology annotation, cellular component: extracellular region.
CCAACAAAAGAAAAGAAACUUCACGUACAUUGAGCAAUAAUGGCCACCAUUAAUCUUCGACUUACACCUCUACUCUUUCCCCUCUUACUCGCCCUGAGCCUAAUCCAAACCUCUGACGCCGGUGGCAUUGCCAUCUACUGGGGCCAAAGUGGCAGCGAGGGAACACUAAUCGAAACAUGUGCCACCGGAAGAUACGAGUACGUAAACAUAGCCUUCCUCAACAAAUUCGGCAGUGGCCGAAAGCCAGAAAUCAACCUCGCGGGUCAUUGCAACCCAGCAUCCAAUGGAUGCAGGAUUGUUAGCAAUGGCAUUAGAUAUUGCCAAGAGCGUGGAAUCAAGGUGAUGCUCUCCAUCGGAGGUGGAAUUGGAAGCUACUCUCUGUCUUCUGCUAAGGAUGCUCAAAACACAGCACUUUAUUUGUGGAACAAUUUCUUGGGUGGUAAGUCACCAUCACGUCCACUAGGAGAUGCCAUAUUGGAUGGUAUAGAUUUCGACAUAGAGCUGGGCUCCACAAAAUAUUGGAAUGACCUCGCGAGGUAUUUAAAGGCGUACAGCAAACCAGGAAGAAAGGUGUACUUAAGCGCAGCUCCCCAAUGUCCAUUUCCUGAUAGAUUUCUUGGUGCCGCGCUUAACACAGGCCUUUUUGACUAUGUUUGGGUUCAAUUCUAUAAUAAUGCUCCAUGUCAGUAUAGUUCGGGUAACAUCAACAAACUUAUUAGUUCGUGGAACCGAUGGACUAAGUCAUUGAAGGCUGGGAAGUUAUUUUUGGGUUUACCGGCAGCUCCACAGGCAGCCGGAAGUGGGUAUGUUCCACCCAACGUGCUCAUUUCUCAAAUUCUUCCUGUCAUUAAGAAGUCGUCAGAGUAUGGAGGUGUGAUGCUUUGGUCAAAGUAUUAUGAUGAUAAGACUGGAUAUAGUUCUAAAAUUGUGAAAUAUGUUUAAACUGUGUUUCAAUUUGUCUAGUUUAAUUUAAGUGAUAACGAGUUGGAUAUCCAUGUAUGGCUCUCAAAUAAAAAACCCUAGCUAAAUAAAAGAUCUCGGGAUCAGUAUCGUUUAGGGUAUUAAUAAAUAAACCUCAAGUGCGCGCAUGUAUUUCAACUCACAUUUGUAUUAUUGUACUUCGUAUGCUAUGU